AUGAGUCCAAUAUCUGUUUAUAUGAAGUCUAAACGAACUAAAAAAAUCAAAAUCAACCGUGAUCCAAACGUUCCAGUUAUUACCGAAAGAGAAUUAUUUGCCAAUAUACCGCCACAAAUUACCUACUCUGCCCAAACUCACUAUGAUUUUUUUAAUCAUGGGAAGUCGCGUUUUCCUUCCAAAGUUUUCCAUUGGAAUGAUUUUACUGAAAUGGUUAAAAAUCAUAAUAUUGAUGACGUCUUGAAAAAGUACGAGCGACCAAAAAUUACAUUGGGUCAUGCGCCAGUGAGUACCAAAGAAGAAUUGGUUCAGAUUAUUGAAAUUCAAAUCAUAAACGCUCUCACAAGUAAGCUAAACCACGACGAUAUAGAAUUAAGUAAACUCACUGAAAAUUUAUUGAUUGAUUGGAAUGUGGUUACCCAUCAAGAUCAAAUUCUUGCAUCGAUUGCUUUGCGGACUCGACGCGUUCUUCGUCUUAAAGAGGAUGAUGAUGUCAUUCAAGCUUAUCGACAAAAUACAGGAGAUUUUGCUGAUAAUAUCAAUGAAGUCUACGAUUACAUGUGUGAAUUAGGUUUAAAAUAUUCGAUAUUAACUACUUAUGAAUGCACUUGGUUUUUGAAAAGAUCAGAGGAUGAUAAUUCAAUCUUAUUGAUUUCCCCGUGUCAAAGAAAUGAUAAUAAUGAUCCGACAAUCUUGCAAUUUUAUAAUUAUUUAUUACAUUUAUCAAAGAACGAACCUCUAAUGUCCCCAAGUCCAACUGUUAUCAAAGAAAUCGAUUACUUUCGCGAUGAUUAUUUGGAUUAUGAUUCUGAAACUUUUUCCGGUCCUUCUCAUAAACGUUUAUAUUCGGGUUCCGAAGAAGGUAAUUUUGAAAUUAAAAAGUUUCGUCACGAUGAAAGCAUAACAGAAGGGUCGCGUCGUAUUUAUGAUGAUGAUCAAACUAUUAUUCGCGGUGUUUUGGAUUGGAAUAAAGUCAUCAUCAAAAACGAGAUUGGUACUUCCUCGAACGGGAAUAUUUAUUUAGUCGAAUAUAAUGGAGAACAACUUGAGGCAAAGUUUACGGAUGGAGAUGACUGGAAGAGAGCUGAUUUGGAAAAAGAAGCUCGAAUAUACAACCGGCUCUCAACCUUACAAGGAGUUCAUAUCCCACAAGUGAAAUAUAUUGGAUUCACUUUAAAAGGUGAAAAAUAUGUCUUUGCUACCGAACACAUUACGAAAACUUCGAGAUUGUUACAAAGAUAUAAAGAGAAGGCUUUAAAUGCCAUCAAAGAAAUUCAUAGUGCUGGUAUCAUUCAUAUGGAUAUCUGCGAAUCAAAUUUUAUUGUAGGACAUAUUGACGAUAAAGAUGAAGAACGCGUUUUUGUUAGAGGAUUUUUUAAUUCUAAAGAUUUUAAAGAUGAACAACAUGCUCCCAUAGCUUCUUACCAUAUUUACAUGGAGAACGAAAAGAAAAAG
Messenger RNA from Funneliformis caledonium, 1455 nucleotides. The record is from the annotation of a GenBank genome assembly. NCBI's taxonomy places the organism in Eukaryota, Fungi, Glomeromycota, Glomeromycetes, Glomerales, Glomeraceae.